This is a messenger RNA of Oncorhynchus mykiss (rainbow trout), 2365 nucleotides long. RefSeq lists its product as uncharacterized. The record is from RefSeq and is a predicted model, not a curated record. Lineage: Eukaryota; Metazoa; Chordata; Actinopteri; Salmoniformes; Salmonidae. Gene Ontology annotation, molecular function: DNA-binding transcription factor activity, RNA polymerase II-specific; RNA polymerase II cis-regulatory region sequence-specific DNA binding. Gene Ontology annotation, biological process: regulation of transcription by RNA polymerase II.
CUCACUUGAAACGUUGCCAUUUAUCAUAAUCUACGGAUUGUUUAUUGCACGUUUUACUUCACACAGAGAAUUCAAAUCUGUAAUUUGGGCUGGACGAGAUGGCAAACUGCAAUUUUCAGGCGCAGUUGGUAUCCAUUAUGGAGGUAUUAGCUAAAGCAGCUGUAGCAGAAAUAAACAAACGGGUUGAUGAUAGCUGUGCAGUUAUACGUUUGGAAGUGACCCAAAGCCAGCGAGAUAUUGAUGGACUGAAAAGGAAGUGUCAAAUGAUGGAGGGCGAGUUGAAGAAGACGCGAGGACGAGUCAGGAGAAAAGCUUUUUACCCCAUGGCAUCUGAGAAAUCUUCAUAUCCAGUCAAGAUUGUUUUGAACAAGCAGAGGAAUAGCUCACAGUGGAGAGACGAAGAGAUGGCUGUUGAAGAGGACUCUCAACCCCAGCCUACAGAUGUGGAGCAGAGAGCAGAGACUGAACCAAUACUGAUCAAAGAUGAGGAGACGGCAGAGGAUGUGUGGACGACUGACCCUCAGGAAGAGCUCAGGAUCACUGGAGAGGAGUCUGGUUCCAAGUCUGGGAAACCACCAUCCUUUGAGCAACGGCACUUUGAUGAGGACUUCAUCACACAACCCAACAUAUCUCCUGAAGAGUCAGUGGAACAUUACCCCAAUUCUGAUGGUCCAGAGGAACCAGGCACACCACGGUGUACGUCUGUAGAGAAAUCAAAGUUGUUCAGCACAGAGCAGCACCGCCCAGACGAGGAUGAGGACUCGCAAGAGCUGGUGAUGGUGAAGGAUGAGAAAGAGGAGGAGCUGGAUCAGACCACGGCCCUGGCAGGACCUGACCAGUUUGUCAUGGAUGAGACUGAUGGGCAGCUGUGGACCUCUGUGGAUCCAGGCAGACACACUGAUGGCCACCCAGAUUUCUCCUUUCAUUCCACAGAGGAGUACUCUCAGAAUAUAUCAAUUUUUCCAUCUCACAGUGGGCUGCCAUCCCUUCCUACUAUGACAGAUGGUGUAGGGCCAUCGGUUCACUCUUCUAGAGGGAAACCACAUGCUAACAUGUUCAGUGCAGCAGCACACAUGAAAAAACAUGUCAGGACAUUGGUUGAUGAGACUAGACAACAGAUGCCAGAAGGACAGAGCAGUGAGAUGCUGAACUCUAAUAAUGACGGAACUAGUUUAGCUCUACAGCCAAGGCAGCAUCAGCACAGGGCUUCAGAAGCAACAGUGAGAAUGAGUGAGUGCAUGACAGGGUCAAACAUGGCCACCACCUCCACCUUCUCUGGAUACAGCCUGAGUCACAGUAGUUUUAACAUGGUGAAGAGAAUGAGGACUCAGUGGAGGUCGGGCGGCACCACAGGAGAGAAACCGUACACCUGCGAACAGUGUGGCAGGAAUUUCACCAAGCAGUACAACCUGAUCAGACAUGCUGUGGUCCACAGCGGGGAGAAGCCCUACGAGUGCACACAGUGUGGGAAAUGCUUCACCCAGCGCUCCAGUAUGAAGUCACAUCAGAGAACUCACAUAGGAGAGAGUCCAGUGUCUCAACAUGUGGUACCCCCAUACCCUGGGGAUCCACACACAAGUUUAAUGUUGUCUCAGACCAGAUGGAACAAAUAAACAUAAUUGCAUAGUUUUUCUGUACCACUGUCUGUGAAAAUGUGGUACAAAAGGUAUUUUGAGACAUUUUGACAUACUUUUCUGAUUUGUGAAAUGUCUUUCAUGUUUGACUGUUGACGGCUCCUCACAAAUUCCACCAGCCUAUAUAUUUACAACUGGUAAAAAAAUUAUAUAAUGAAAACCUAUCUGCACUUUUAGAAAAAGUGAAUAACACCUUCAUAGAAUUGAGUUGUACCCCCCUUCCUAAAAAUGUUGUUGCACCCAACCCCCACAUUUACACUGACUGAAGUGGGUUAAACAAGUGACAUUAAUAAUGUAUCAUAAGCUUUCACCGGGUCAGUCGAUGUAAUGGAAAGAGCAGGUAUUCUUAAUGUUUUAUACACUGUGUAUAUAGGAACCAUUUAGUAUGUGUUGUCUAGUUAGUGCUUGUCUAUUUGGGAUGUCACUUCUUGCCACAAAGGACAGUAUCAUAUCAAAUCAGGUUAAUAACUUAUUUUGAAGUUACUCUGCAGCCUUUAACUGUUACGUUAUUUGAACUCAACUAGGCAAUCAAAUAUGUGUUUCAGUGUAUUAGCUUACAUCUUACAUGUAUGUUCAUACAACUUUACAUUUGACAUCUGAAAAUGACACUUUUACUGUACUUUGUCUAAACUGACACUGGCACUGUAUAAAACUGGUCAUCUGAAUCACAGAUCAUUAUUAUAUUCCGUAGAUGGCUAAAUCGAUAAGAAAAAUAAAUAUGUAGUUUGAAA